Zingiber officinale is the source of this 759-nucleotide messenger RNA. Its product is annotated as pentatricopeptide repeat-containing protein At5g27460-like. The record is from RefSeq and is a predicted model, not a curated record. Gene Ontology annotation, molecular function: protein binding. The transcript is spliced from 2 exons. The coding region runs from base 1 to 759 and encodes 252 amino acids. NCBI's taxonomy places the organism in Eukaryota, Viridiplantae, Streptophyta, Magnoliopsida, Zingiberales, Zingiberaceae. Gene Ontology annotation, cellular component: mitochondrion.
AUGGAGUCCGAUGGUUGUUUCCAAUUAUUACCAUCAGAUCAUGGUGCCAAACUAGACCUAUUAACGAAAGUCUACACCAUAGCUGAAGCUGAGACCUACUUUCAGAAAUUAUCCAGCAGUGCUUCAAAGAGGGCUGCAGCUUUUCCUCUUCUCCAUUCUUAUGUAAAGGCAAAAGACUUGCAAAAAUCAGAAGCCCUCAUGUAUAUGCUGCAGAACUCUGGGUUGGUUGUGGAUCCUCACCCUUUUAAUGAGUUGAUGAAGCUGUACAUAGCCACAGGCGAGAUUCAAUCCGUAAUUAAAGUAAUUCAGUAUAUGAAACGGUCUAAAAUCCCUCUAAAUGUACUUUCAUAUAACCUUUGGAUGAAUGCAUGCGGUAUGUUAUAUGGCAUCAUGUCAGCAGAGACGAUGCUUAUGGAGAUGACAAAUGACAAGAAUGUUGAGGUUGGUUGGAGCGCCUACUAUACUUUGGCAAAUAUAUACACAAAUGCUGGAAAUCACAAGAAGGCACAUGAUGCCCUUGCUCUUGCUGAAGAGAAGCUUUCUAUGCGGAAGCCGCCUCGAAACUAUGAUAUUAGGGUUUCCAAUGUUCUUCUAGCAGCUUACAUGAGGAAUGGAUGGAUGGACAAAGCUAAGUCAUUGCAUCUUCAUACAUUGGAGAAAGGCGGUCACCCAAAUUACAAGACAUGGGAGAUUCUCAUGGAGGGUUGGGUCAAAACCACACAGAUGGAUAGAGCUGUGGAGGCUCCUUUAAGGCUCUAA